AUGCACGGAGACUUAAACCCCAUUUGGAAGAGGACCCGCCCACAACAAUUUGGCGCGCGCGUUCCCAACGCGAUGGCUGCCGCGGCCACUGUAGCCAACGCCGCCGCCGCCGCCGCCGCCACGAUGACUACGAUCGAGGGCUCAGGCCCUGAGCCUAUAUCUAUCCAGGACACACUUUUUUGCACAUAUUCCGAGGCUCUUGAGGCACUUCGGAAUGAUCAGCAAGAUCAAGGCUACGUCGUUAACGUUGCAAACAGCAAGACUUCCGGGAAGGCUAAGCGUAAAGCAGCCACUAUUCGGUGCCAGUGGUAG
Hirsutella rhossiliensis is the source of this 312-nucleotide messenger RNA. RefSeq lists its product as uncharacterized. The coding region runs from base 1 to 312 and encodes 103 amino acids. Lineage: Eukaryota; Fungi; Ascomycota; Sordariomycetes; Hypocreales; Ophiocordycipitaceae. The record is from RefSeq and is a predicted model, not a curated record. The transcript has a single exon.